CAGAAGUGAACCAAGAUGUCCAAAGUGAAGGCCACACCUCCCCCUGGAUUCACUCUGAACAUCAAUGACCCUCAGGUCCAGGAGGCCGCCAUCCGGAUCCAAGCCUCAUACCGGGGUCACAGGUCCCGAAAGGAGCUCCGGGAGAAAGGGCCCCCAAAGAUCCUGCAGGAGCUCAGAGACGUGGUUCUGGUGGAAGGCAGCGCCGCCAAGCUGGAGUGUAGAGUCAGCGCUUUCCCAGAUCCGUUCAUCGUCUGGUACAAAGACGGCAAAGAGCUGAAGGAUGGGCCCAAAUACCGCUACGUGUUUGAAGACCCAGAUUUUGUGGCACUGGUGGUUCGAGACGGAGUUCUAGCUGAUCUGGGAAAGUACACGGUCACCAUUAAAAACCCGUUUGGACAGACGUCAGGAUCUGCCUGUAUCCUGGUAGAAGUUCCGGCUAAAGUUUCUAAAGGCCCCGACAACAUCAAGGCCAAGAGGGGGACCACAGUGGUCCUGAAGGCGGAGAUCAGGGGGGAACCUCCUCCAGACGUGGCCUGGCUCAAAGAUGGAGACGACAUCGACGAAGACGACAGGGUUUUCUUUGACGUCGGAGACACCAACACCAUUCUGACCAUUAAAAAUGCAAAGGUGUCUGACGCUGGCAAGUAUGAGGUGUUUGUGGAGAACAACCUGGGCACAGACCAGUCCUUUGCUCGCGUUGAUGUCCUCUGAUGCAGACGUCCAAGUACAGGAAGGACGGCGCACCACGUCCACAUCCACGUCCACAUGCAUGGGAGUCCACACAGUUCAGUCUGUUUUCACACCUGUACACAACUGAAAACUGGGCCA
Molecule: messenger RNA, 828 nt
Organism: Sphaeramia orbicularis (orbiculate cardinalfish)
Lineage: Eukaryota; Metazoa; Chordata; Actinopteri; Kurtiformes; Apogonidae
Product: CAVP-target protein-like
Exons: 5
Coding region: 16-711 (231 amino acids)
Molecular function (GO): protein binding
Source: RefSeq, a predicted model, not a curated record